This is a messenger RNA of Pongo pygmaeus (Bornean orangutan), 4682 nucleotides long. RefSeq names its product zinc finger protein 419 (gene ZNF419). Bases 2732 to 4099 code for a protein of 455 amino acids. The transcript is spliced from 4 exons. Gene Ontology annotation, biological process: negative regulation of transcription by RNA polymerase II; regulation of cytokine production; regulation of immune system process. The record is from RefSeq and is a predicted model, not a curated record. Gene Ontology annotation, molecular function: DNA-binding transcription repressor activity, RNA polymerase II-specific; RNA polymerase II cis-regulatory region sequence-specific DNA binding. Lineage: Eukaryota; Metazoa; Chordata; Mammalia; Primates; Hominidae. Gene Ontology annotation, cellular component: nucleoplasm.
UCCCGGCCUCCACCGAAUCCUAAAGCCCUGUGAGGGCCGCCUGCUCAGGUCCCAGGGUGCAGAACUGUGGGGCGUUCGUGGGCGGGGUCCCGUUUCUGACACGCAGUGUGAUGGGGUGGGAAUGGAGGGCAAGAGGCCCGGCUCGCAAAAAUGUGAGGCGCAUUCAGCGAGUCCCGAACCUGAGGCCUCCUGGUGUCUGUAGUGGGCAGCUUGGGAAGGGACGAGUCGCGUGUCGAGCGACAGCCCCAGCAGCUGUGCUUUCAUCCUGAGGGGCCACAGUGGCCGCGGAGGGCUGGAGACAGAAGAGUGACACGAUCUGUUUCUCAAAGUUUGCCAAAGGCCCCUCAAGGCAAAACAGACUGGGGUGGGGGUGAGGCGGGUGAAGACAGACCUGUGAGUAGGUAAAUUCAGUAGACUAGUGGAGAGUCUACUGGGACUGGGCCGCAGAGGAGGGGAAGUGAUCAGAUCUUGGAUGGAUUUCAAAAACUCAACAGACGGGAAUUCCUGUUGCAUCAGAUGUGACUGUGAAAGAAAGUAGGGAAUGAAGAGCCAUUCUGGAUUUUUAUUUGUAUUUUUGUUUGUUUGUUCCUGAAUAUCAGGAAGGAUGGAGAUGGGGAAGGCUGUGCAGGGAGUAGGUUUUGGACAUGGUGAUCCUGAGAUGACCCAGAGUGGAGAGUUUCGCUUUUGUUGCCCAGGCUAAACUGCAAUGGUGCAAUCUCUGCUCACUGCAACCUCUGCCUCCCUGGUUCAAGCAAUUCCCCUGCCUCAGCCUCCUGAGUAGCUGGGAUUACAGGCAUGCACCACCAUGCUCGGCUAAUUUUUAUAUUUUUAGUAGAGAUGAGGUUUCACCAUGUUAGCCAGGCUGGUCUCAAACUCCUGACCUUAGAUGAUCGGCCCACCUUGGCCUCCCAAAGCGUUGGGAUUACAGGUGUGAGCCACUGCGCCUAGCCAGAAACCCACAUUUUCAAAACCACUUUAUUUCCACUGAAAAUGUCGACAGAAGCAUUAAUUAUGUGUACAGUAAGAGUUGAUACUUAGUCCUAGACACAUAAGAAUGAGUUUGAUACAAACAAUCGUGCUAUUGAGUGAAUACCAUUAUUAUUGCCAUGUUGCAGAUGGCAACACCAAGGCACAGGGAAGUUGAGCAUUUUUCCAAGGGCGCACAACAGGUAAGAGGCAUCACUAAGAACCAAAGCCCAGAUUGUAGAUAGUCAGGCACACCUAACUCCAGGCUAGACGAGGGGGCUUGGAUGAUCCUUUGGCAACAUCACUGUCUGGUUCUCAUGGUCUUGAUUUUCCACAGGUUCCUGUGGCUGCAGAGUUGCUUACAGACCAUGAGGAGGUAAGUGGAGGAUGUCUCAGGUCCUCACCCUCCUCCACUGCUACCUACAUGGUCUUCAGAAUUAUGGUGUCUUGAGGCUCCUUGCUGGCUAUUCUCCCUACCCUUCCAUUUGAGUUCCCUGGAAGAUGGUCACACAAAGUCAGGGCCCUGAGUCCAGACUAUAUAUUAUUAUUAUUAUUAUUAUUUUCUUUUAAGACAGAGUUUUGCUCUUGUUGCCCAGGCUGGAGUGCAAAGGCGCGAUCUUGGCUCACUGCAACCUCUGGCUUCUGGGUUCAAGCGAUUCUCCUGUCUGAGCCUACUGAGUAGCUGUGAUUACAGGCAUGCGCCACCACACCAGCUGAUUUUGUAUUUUUGGUAGAGACAGGUUUCUCCGUGUUGGUUAGGCUGGUCUCAAACUCCCGACCUCAGGUGAUCCGCCUGCCUCGGCCUCCUAAAGUGCUGGGAUUACAGACGUGAGCCACACCGUGCCCAGCCCAGACUAUGUAUGAUAUGGAGAGGUUCUCAUUUCUGGCAACCAAUGACAGGAGGUUUAGAAGGCAUAGUGAUCAACAUUAGAAAAAAUACAUGGAGGUAAGGUGAGCUGGGAAUGCUUAGGCAACCUCAGAUCUCCAUUAUGUCUGGGGGAAGCAUCAGCAGGUAUAAGGCAAACAUGAAGUGGUUGGCUGAGGAGCUGAGCUGAGGUGUCCAGAUAUGUGUGCAGUUCCAAGUAGCUGAAGAUGAAGCAAGAAAAAGAGCCAAGGAGGGAGGCCUUCAAAGUGGGGCUGAGGAUUGCCCCUGGCAGUCAGUGCCACUGGGGGUCUGGGAUGGCAUGGAGUUCUGAUUGCAUUUGGUAAGUGCCCUCUGGAUGCCAUGUGUAGACUGGCAUGUGGUGACACUAGGGGAAGCACAUGAGGUGGUGUAGGGGGCAGUGGUUGUGGUACAAAGUAUGUGCACAUUCUAAUGAGUGUAAACAGAUGUCCCCAGGACCUUGUACUGGGGGCUUCAAGGAGAACACUGACACAAAUUUGAUUGUAUUUGGGAAACACAAUCUGGGGGAUCCAAGGUGAGUUGUCUGGCAAGAGAAGAGUAGGACUCUGCAUACCAUGCCCAGAGCUGAGAUGGACUUUAUCUGCCUACCUGCCUGUUGUUGCUCAGUGGGAGCAUGAGGAGAAAGUGGGCAUCAGUGGCUCUGGGGCAGGGUCUCUCCUCUGAGAUGGGGAUUAGGGAAGAGGGUGAGCAGGGGUGAAUGUUUAGGCAGAUGCCUAAAUUUCCCAGUAAGGAGGCUGCAGAUAAACUCAACUCUCUCCAUCUUAGCAGGGGUAUGUGACCUUUGAGGACGUGGCUGUCUACUUCUCCCAGGAGGAAUGGAGAUUGCUUGAUGAGGCUCAGAGGCUCCUCUACUGCAAUGUGAUGCUGGAGAACUUUUCACUUCUGGCCUCUCUGGGACUUGCAUCUUCCAAGACCCAUGAAAUAACACAGCUGGAGUCAUGGGAGGAGCCCUUCAUGCCUGCUUGGGAUGUUGUGACUUCAGCCAUACCAAGAGGUUGUUGGCAUGGAGCCGAGGCCGAGGAGGCUCCUGAGCAGAGUGCUUCUGUAGAAGUGCCCAGUUCAAACGUUCAGCAACACCAGAAGCAGCACUGUGGAGAGAAACCCUUAAAAAGACAAGAGGGCAGGUUCCCAGUUUUGAGGAGUUGCAGAGUCCACCUAUCAGAGAAGUCCUUGCAAAGCAGGGAAGUUGGGAAGGAGCUCCCGACCAGCUCAGGUGUUCUCAAGCACCAGAUGACUCACACGGGAGAGAAGUCACAUAGGAGCUCCAAAAGUAGGGAGGCCUUUCAUGCUGGAAAAAGGCAUUACAAAUGCAGUGAAUGUGGGAAAGCCUUUGGUCAGAAAUAUUUACUUGUUCAGCACCAGAUACUACACGCUGGGAAAAAGACGUAUGAAUGCAGUGAAUGUGGGAAGUUAUUUAGAGAUAUGUCCAACCUUUUUAUACACCAAAUAGUUCACACUGGAGAAAGGCCUUAUGGGUGUAGUGACUGUGGAAAAUCCUUUAGCCGUAAUGCUCACCUUAUUGAACACCAGAGAGUUCACACUGGAGAAAAGCCUUUUACAUGCAGUGAAUGUGGAAAAGCUUUCAGGCAUAAUUCCACACUUGUUCAGCAUCACAAAAUCCACACUGGAGUAAGACCUUAUGAGUGCAGUGAAUGUGGAAAAUUGUUUAGUUUCAACUCCAGCCUCAUGAAACAUCAGAGAGUUCACACUGGAGAAAGACCUUAUAAGUGCAGUGAAUGUGGAAAAUUCUAUAGCCACAAGUCCAACCUUAUCAAACAUUGGCGUGUUCAUACUGGAGAAAGGCCUUAUGAGUGCAGCGAAUGUGGGAAAUUUUUUACCCAAUGCUCAAGCCUCAUGCAACAUCAAAAAGUUCACACUGGAGAAAAGCCUUUUAAGUGCAAUGAAUGUGGGAGAUUCUUUAGAGAGAAUUCCACCCUUGUUAGACAUCAGAGGGUUCACACUGGAGCAAAGCCUUAUGAGUGCAGGGAAUGUGGGAAGUUUUUUAGCCAAAGCUCAACCCUCAUGCAACAUCGAAAAGUUCACAUUGGAGAAAAGCCUUUUAAGUGCAAUGAAUGUGGGAGAUUGUUUAGAGAGAAUUCCAGCCUUGUUAAACAUCAGAGGGUUCACAAUGGAGCAAAGCCUUAUGAGUGCAGGGAAUGUGGGAAGUUUUUUAGCCACAACUCCAGUCUUUUUAAACAUCGAAGGAUUCACAUUGGAGAAAUGCAGUGAUUGUGUGAAAUCCUUUAGCCAGCGUUUCAACCUCAUUCAACACCAGAAAGUUCACAGUGGAAAAAAAUCUUUAAGGUAACAGAUGGAAAUCCAUUAGCCACACCUCCAGUUUCAUUCAACACUGGACAGUUCACAAUGUGGACAAUAUAGUGAAUAUGGAAAAAGGUUUCAGCCAAAGGCCUAACCCUAUUCAACAUCAGAAAGUUUAGACUGGAGAAAGGCCUUAGGGUGGCAGGUUAUGUACUGUCUGUGAAUCAAUAUGACCUCACUUAAAACAGAAACUCUGAGGAUGGCCUUUAUGAGGGAGCUGGCAAUUGAACAUCAUUCAUCUAAAUAUGCACACUGGAGGCAAGAUGAGAAUCCCUGACAGAUUGUCCCUCCUGAGAAGACAGUCCUCUGCCUUGGAGCUCCAGAGGGAUGGAGCCCUGUAUUCUUGGCUGCACCUGUCGAAUGGAGUUUUAAUCUCGCUGAGUUUGGAGUUGGGGGAGGAAAGGAGUGGUCUUGGUUCAGAUGUGACUCACUUUUGCUGUUCUUAUGAAUGUUAGAUCUUCUUUAAUAAAUAUUUAUUUGCUAUACACCCUUA